Elephantulus edwardii (Cape elephant shrew) is the source of this 1266-nucleotide messenger RNA. It is a transcript of the gene BLZF1, whose product is annotated as basic leucine zipper nuclear factor 1. The record is from RefSeq and is a predicted model, not a curated record. NCBI's taxonomy places the organism in Eukaryota, Metazoa, Chordata, Mammalia, Macroscelidea, Macroscelididae. The coding region runs from base 44 to 1246 and encodes 400 amino acids. The transcript is spliced from 6 exons. Gene Ontology annotation, biological process: Golgi organization; Golgi to plasma membrane protein transport. Gene Ontology annotation, cellular component: Golgi membrane.
AGCAGAAGCCUUGGAGUAUAUUAACAUUGUUAAAGGGAAAAAAAUGACUACUCUUAAAAGUUUAGAAAUUGAAGCUACCCUUCCUUCUACCCCAGUUCGAGGAGCAGGAGAUGGAAUGGAAACUGAAGAGCCACCUAAAUCGGUUGAAGUCACUCCGGGCGUCCAGUCUGUAAAGCAUCACAUCCAUCAGAGUCCACGGAAGACAGCAGUUGUAUCAGAGAGCCCAGGUUUUCUUCAGCUAGGGCAGAUUGUCACUGAAAAGUCAGUAGAAGUUGAGGCUAUAAGAAUAUUAGUCCCCAAAGCUGCUAUAACUCAUAAUACUCCUAACAAAAAUGCAAAGGUUAAAACUCUGGGACAUAAAGGAGAAUCCCUUGGUCAAUCAGACGGAGGUGUCAAUCCUAAGAAAGAACUAGCUGAAGUAAAGAGUGUAUUAGAAAAGCUUAAGAAUUCUGAAAAGAAGUUAUUACAUGACAAAGAAGGUCUUUCAAAUCAGCUCCGAGUACAGACAGAGGUAAAUCGUGAAUUAAAAAAGUUGCUAGUAGCUUCUGUUGGGGAUGAUCUUCAGUAUCACUUUGAACGUCUAGCCCGUGAAAAAAAUCAGCUUAUUUUAGAAAAUGAAGCCCUUGGACAAAGCAUAGCUCAGCUUUCUGAACAGUUAGAGCGCAUGUCAAUACAGUGUGAUGUGUGGCGAAGUAAAUUCCUUGCAAGCAGGGUUAUGGCAGAUGAGUUAACCAACUCCCGGGCAGCUCUGCAGCGUCAAAGUCGUGAUGCACAGAGUGCUAUACAAGAUCUCCUCAGCGAACGAGAACAGUUUCUUCAGGAAAUGUUAGCUACGCAAAAAUUAUUGGAGGAGCUUUUAGUUUCCUUGCAGUGGGGAAGAGAGCAGUCUUACUACCCUAAUGCACAGCCCCACAGCACAGCAGGACUGGCGGUAACAAAUCACAAGCUGGCAAAAGCAGUGAAUUCUCAUCUUCUUGGAAAUGUUGGUAACAACAGUCAAAAGAGGAUUCCAACCACAGUUGAAUUCUGCAGCACCCCAGCUGAAAAAAUGGCUGAAACGAUUCUACACAUUUUGGAUCCAGCUACUUGUACUGAAACUUCACCUGGCAGCCCAUUUUCUGAGUCUUCACCCGCUGCCUUUCUCACUACAAAGAAAAACAUUGGACGAUUUCAUCCCUAUACUAGAUAUGAAAAUAUAACUUUCAAUUGCUGUAAUCAUUGCAAGGGAGAGCUUAUUGCCCUUUAACAUGCAUUAGAGGCAUGAUA